Ceratina calcarata is the source of this 1290-nucleotide messenger RNA. RefSeq lists its product as uncharacterized. Lineage: Eukaryota; Metazoa; Arthropoda; Insecta; Hymenoptera; Apidae. Bases 185 to 697 code for a protein of 170 amino acids. The transcript is spliced from 5 exons. The record is from RefSeq and is a predicted model, not a curated record.
CAGUGAUGGUACAUGGAUGGUACCCUGAGCAGCGAUGAAGCAGUCUUUGGUCAAAGCAUCCCGUAUAAAGUUCUGUUGAUCUAACGCACAAAUCGAAGCACAAAAUCGAGUCCAAACCCACUUAUAUCAACCAUCUUGCAUCGUGUCCCGAAAAAUCGUCGUAAUCUCGUAAUUUGAGUUUGAAAUGAUUAGUUUAAGAAUGAGAUUCGGUGUGUUCUUGGUGUUUGUUUGCCUGAUCAGAUUCUCACACGGCAUGGAGUGUUCAUUUGGGGAUACGAAUUUCAUCUCCAGGGCACUGAACUCUUGUCCCGGAUUGAUGGACCCAGCGGAAAAAUCGUACUGCUGCUACAAUAUCGAGGAGAACAAAGCCUACUGCUGCGAUUCAAUGGAGUUCACUCUGAAUUCCUCCUGGUUCCUGAUUACCAUAACCGUUGCUGUGGUAUUCGUGGUGUCUCUCUUCAUCUUCUGCGUCUCUUGCCUCUGCUGCAGCUGCUGCCCCUGGCACAGGAGGCGCCAUCGUGGCACUGUUUACGGAAGAGUGCAAGUGCCGCAAGUGGUGCACGUGAUCGAAACCCAGCCUCACGUGAACACAGCGUACGCGACUAGUUCCGCAGAAGUCGCGCAGCCGCCGCCGUAUUCAGCUGCAGUCUACGAGAAGCAGGCGCCGUACAAUCCGAAUUACAUGCCGUCGACUUAAGCUCGAAAGAUUCGUCAAGAAGAAUUUCGUGCCAAUCUAUACAAAGAGUAAUUGUCAAUUGUUUUUUUAAUUCCAAAGCCAGAACGUGUUAAAAAGUCGCCAUAUCAAUCGAACGGAUUUACAGUAAGGUAAUCGAAACUGCAUUUUUUAUGAAAUAUCUUCCGGGAGUCUAAAAGAGGAAAUCACGAAUAGAAAGUUUCUACUAUAGUUUUUUCUACGAUUAGUAAUGACAGACUUAUUAAGGAAAACGUGCGUUGGCCCCGCCCCUGGCACGCAAUUGGCUCCUUUGUAUCUCGUUCAUAACUUCGUAAAUAAUGAUCUUAGAGAAAAAUGGAACAAGGAUUUCCAACUUGAAAUUUGACCCUCUUUUUGAUUUCAGGAAGGGAUUCACAAUACAGACUUUAUUUAUACAGAAUAUGUGCAACUGUUAGACGUUGAUAAAAGUUCCUGAACAUGUUUUACAUAACGAACGAAAGGAUAUUAAUUGUCAUGUUAAUUAAGUGCACUCAUUUAGCUGUUAAGUUAUAUCGCUGUUAAAACAAAUACGAAAUAUAUACAGUUGAAGAUUUAGAAAUAAAGAACGUCAAACCAAA